UUACAAUAUUAUCACCGAAUAGUCAAAAAUAAAAUCCAAUGCAGAAAAUAUCAACAUAGCAUCGAAUAUUGCCAGAAAUUUGCACUGAAUCUUUUUUGAAUUAGUUUUUUUUGUUGAUAAAUUAAAUGGGAAAAUUCGGCAAAGAUAAACGCGACAUCUAUUAUCGUUUGGCUAAGGAAGAAGGUUAUCGAGCACGAUCGGCUUUCAAGCUAUUGCAAAUUGAUGAUCAAUUUAAUAUAUUGAACGGUGUCAAACGUUGUGUCGAUCUUUGUGCUGCACCCGGUAGUUGGUCACAAGUGUUGGCUCGACGUCUUCUUGUAUCAGAUGAUACAAAUGAGAGGAAAGAAUGUUGCAAAAUUGUGGCAGUUGAUCUGCAAGCCAUGGCUCCAAUUCCUGGUGUCAUACAGUUACAAGGUGAUAUAACCAAUCAUUCUACAGCCACAGCCAUUAUCGAUCAUUUCGAUGGGAUGGCUGCUGAUCUAGUUGUUUGUGAUGGUGCUCCAGAUGUUACUGGAUUGCAUGAUAUCGAUACCUACAUCCAAGCUGAGCUUUUAUUGGCCGCCGUUAAUAUUACCACGCAUAUUUUAAAACCUGGUGGGACAUUUGUGGCUAAAAUAUUUCGUGGAAAAGAUGUUGAAUUAUUGUAUUCACAAUUGAAGAUUUUCUUCGACGAAGUAAUCAUUUCGAAACCACGUAGCAGUCGAACAUCAUCGAUUGAAGCUUUUGUAGUUUGUCGCGACUAUAAUCCACCAAAACAAUAUGAACCUACAAUGUUUAAUGCAUUGAUGGAAGGUGAAUGUCAAAAAUAUUUUGAACAAUCGGAUGAAGGUAAAUUUCACAUAAAUCGAAUGAUCAUUCCAUUUAUGGCUUGUGGCGAUCUAUCCGGAUUUGAUUCGGAUACAACUUAUUCACUGAAUAUUAACAAUCAAAAAGAUUAUGAAUAUCAUGAACCAAAUCAAAAACCAAUUGACCCACCAUAUAAAAAAGCUGUUCAAUUGAGAAAAGCAAAUGCUUUAGAUAAGCCGAUGGAUUUUAAACCUGAAAGUAAUAAUACAUGAUGUUAUAUUACAAACGU
Molecule: messenger RNA, 1075 nt
Organism: Dermatophagoides pteronyssinus (European house dust mite)
Lineage: Eukaryota; Metazoa; Arthropoda; Arachnida; Sarcoptiformes; Pyroglyphidae
Product: tRNA (cytidine(32)/guanosine(34)-2'-O)-methyltransferase-like
Biological process (GO): cytoplasmic translation; tRNA methylation
Cellular component (GO): cytoplasm
Molecular function (GO): tRNA methyltransferase activity
Source: RefSeq, a predicted model, not a curated record